AACAGUGAUUAGCACGUCAAAAUGUGAAAACAAUUUAAUUUUUAUAGUAGUACUUAUAUGAUUUAUUUAACUGAAAUUAUUUACAUUUUAGGAUUAACUUAUUAUUAAUGAUGUUUUAUUGGCGUUAUAUUUUUAGUGCCACUAAUUAAAGUUCUUUUACAAAUAAUAUAUUAAGAUUGAUUUAAUGAAAAAUAUAUUACACAUAUGUUCUACAAUUUAUAUUCUUCCAAAUUAUUGCCCAACUACUCUUUUAUUAAAAAACUUCUGUUAGUGAAAGGUUCAUCAAAAACAAAUAAAAUUAAAAUGACUGAUUGGUCUGGAAUAGCAUAUAUAGAUAUUAAAGAAAAUACGAGCCCCUUUGCACUGACAGCUGAAUGGUUUGAUGAAGCAAAAAAAUAUGGAAACUACAAACUUGUAUUCAAUUUGGCAACAAGCACAAAAUCUGGAGAGGUGUCUAAUAGAUUUUUGGUACUGCAAGAUUUUGUCAAUGAUAAAUUCAGAUUUAUAUCUAACGAAAAUUCUCUAAAAGGUCAAGACAUGAAAGAAAAUCCAAUGGUAGCAGCAUGUUUUCUCUUAAAAUACUCGAAAGAUGGAAAUCAAAUCACACGGCAGUUAAGGUGCCAAGGUAUUAUCACAAAAAUGUCCUACGAAGAGGCAUCAGAUUAUUACAAAAAGGAUCCUUUAUAUUGUCAAAUUAGGUCUCAUAUUUAUAGGCAAGGUGAAAUAGUCGACUGGAAUGAACAAAAACAAAAAUAUGAUGAAUUAGUCCGAAGGGUUGAAGAGGGCGUUACGUUGACGAUGCCAGUAUAUCAAACUGGUUAUGAAAUUUCUCCUUUCUCGUUUGAUUUUUAUGAUUCUGCAGGUGAUCAAAUUGCAGAUAGAAUCGUAUUCAAGAAAAAUGAAGAAAAUGGUUGCUGGGAUUAUCAUCGAGUGGCGGCCUGAGUGUUUAAUAUAAAUAAUCAUUAUAUAAUAAAUUGAAAAAAUAAUAUUUUGUUGAAUAAAAGUAUCGUUGCAUU
Molecule: messenger RNA, 1016 nt
Organism: Diorhabda sublineata
Lineage: Eukaryota; Metazoa; Arthropoda; Insecta; Coleoptera; Chrysomelidae
Product: pyridoxine/pyridoxamine 5'-phosphate oxidase-like
Exons: 6
Coding region: 205-942 (245 amino acids)
Biological process (GO): pyridoxal 5'-phosphate biosynthetic process; pyridoxine biosynthetic process
Molecular function (GO): pyridoxamine phosphate oxidase activity; FMN binding
Source: RefSeq, a predicted model, not a curated record